Phragmites australis (common reed) is the source of this 1243-nucleotide messenger RNA. RefSeq names its product peroxidase 2-like. The coding region runs from base 49 to 1035 and encodes 328 amino acids. Lineage: Eukaryota; Viridiplantae; Streptophyta; Magnoliopsida; Poales; Poaceae. The record is from RefSeq and is a predicted model, not a curated record. Gene Ontology annotation, biological process: response to oxidative stress; hydrogen peroxide catabolic process. Gene Ontology annotation, molecular function: heme binding; peroxidase activity. Gene Ontology annotation, cellular component: plant-type cell wall; plasmodesma. The transcript has 2 exons.
UGCACACAUACAUAGCCUGAAUCUGAUACAUCACUAGCUUACUGAAAGAUGGCGAUGACGAUGGCGAUGGCGACAUCGGCAUGCAAGGGCGUGCUGCUCAUGGCGUUCGUGGCUGCCACGACGUCGCUGGCCGGGUCGUUGCAGUACGACUUCUACAGGUCGUCGUGCCCGAAAGCUGAGGAGGCGGUCCGCAACGCCACCCAGGAGAUUAUCUUGAAGGACCCGACCAUGGGUGCUGCCUUCAUGCGUCUCUUCUUCCACGACUGCUUUGUCAAGGGCUGCGACGCCUCCAUUCUGCUCGACCGGAGCAACAGCAACCCGCAGCCGGAGAAGAUAGCCAUCCCGCUGCGCGGUUACGACGCCGUGAACAAGAUCAAGGCGGCCGUGGAGGCCGUCUGCCCCGGCGUCGUCUCCUGCGCCGACAUCCUCGCCUUUGCAGCGCGUGACUCCGCCAUCAUCUCCGGAAGCUUCGGCUUCGCCAUGCCGGCCGGCCGCCGCGACGGGCUCAACUCCUCCACCUUCGACGUGGGGCAGGGCAUCCCUUCCCCGUCCUUCCAGGUCCAGGACCUCAUCAAAAGCUUCGCCGCCAAGGGCCUGAGCGCCGUCGACCUCGUCGCGCUCUCCGGCGCGCACUCCUUCGGGCAGACGCACUGCUCCUUCGUCACCGGCCGGCUGUACCCCACCGUGGACCCGACCAUGAACGCCACCUUCGCCGAAGCGCUGAAGAAGGUGUGCCCGCCGCCGAGCAGCGGCGGGGGCGGCCGGGUGCUGAACAACAACCGCGUGACGGACCCGAACGAGAUGAGCAACCAGUACUACAGCAACUUGAACUCCAAGCAGGUGCUCUUCACGUCGGACCAGACACUGCUGAGCAGCAACGAGACGGCCAAAAUGGUGAAGGAGAACGCCGACAACCCCAUCGCGUGGAUGGCGCGGUUCGCGGGGGCGCUGGUGAAUAUGGGCAAAAUCGAGGUGCUCACCGGGACCGCCGGCGAGGUCAGGAAGGUCUGCAACGCCACCAACAGCGGCAGCUAAGGCCAAUUAAGCUAGGAGAGACCGAGCUUCUGCUGCUGCUGCUGCUACUCUUGCAUUGCAUGGACUGCAAAUUAAUCGCAACGCAACAUAAAUUCCUUCUCGUUUCAUUUCUUGGCUCUUGCUGCUGUUGUAACUUGAGAGGUGUGCAAUCAGUUAAUUGCAAUUUCUGUUCAGUCCUUGACUCCUUGUAGCUUUAAAUAGUUUUAUU